GAGACCCCUGGUGUAAAGGCACAACACAGAAUGUGCUAGUGUACCUAAUAUUGUGAACAAGCUUCUUCCCGGAAAUGACUCCGCAUAAAACAUAAAGCAAUUGUUUGUGUUUUGACAAGAUCUCCUGUACCCCAUUCAUGUUUUUCCGGGUAUGACGUCAGACCUACAUGAUCUGUGAUUUCAAUACCCGACUUGAAAAAGACAACGCCGGUGGUUUUAAUAAUGGUGGAUGCCGCCGCCGCCUCCUCCUCCUUCCCUCGUCCUCCGCUCUGAUUGGCUACCCUUUGCGGCUCGAGGAGCUCCACAGCGCCGCUCGCCGCUCCCGGACGUCGGUGGCGCAGAAAGCAAUCGCAGCCUGGCCGGCGGAGCGGAGCUGUGAUCCGGGGUCGGAGAGAAGGGCGGAUGAUGUGAUCGGAUGCGGGCGGCUGAAGCUUUAGGGGCGGGCUGGCUCUUAAAAGACACGCUCCGUGACCGUGGGUGCUGCUCAGUUGUGUCGUGUCGACGUAGGAGUGGAAGACACCGAAGCCCCCCCUCGCCUACCCCCUCUCUUGUGGAGGCUGAGCUAAGCGGUCGGCCAUUGCAGCGCGCAUCCAGUCAGCCAUGAUGUCUGUACAAACCCCUCCCCUCUCUCGCUCAGGCUCCUCCCCCUCCAACGUGGGCCUGUCCAACCGCAGCGGCCCCGCCGCCACCCCUCCCACUUCGCUCAGCCUGCGCUCCUCAUACAAUCAACUUCUCGGCCGUGAUGUCAUCAAGGAGUCCGUCAACGCGGAAAGCGGCGGUUCCGCCACCUUGCCCAAGAGCCGUCAGAGACACACGAUGACGAGCGUGCGGAGUGUCAUGGGGAUAAGCGAUAACCUGUCAUCAAAGAACCAAUCCUCGAGCAGAGGUAGAGGCCUCCCCACUAAGUCCUCCUCCAGUUCUGCACUCUACUCCUCGUCGUCCUCAUCUUCGCUUUUCAAUACGACGAACCCCAAACUGGCCAAGAACGGAGCCAACCUGCAGAGACGUGCCGAGAGUCAGCAGCAGGAGCUGAGUAAGAUCCAGAAUGAUUCCAUGGAUAACUCCAAUUCUGACUGGGCCGAGUUUGACAAGGAUAACUCGCAGCUUCCCCCAUUCCGAAGGAGAACAAAGAGCUUCCUGGAGUACCACGACAAAGACUGGGACCUGAGCUGGGGAAACAAGGAGAACAAGGAGGAGAAGAAACAACAGCAGUCCUCCCCGGAGAAGGAGCAGGCCAGCCCGGUCAAGGAGAGGGAGAGCCAAAAGGAGGAGAAGCCCAGCAGCAAGGAAGAGGCGGUACCUGUGGUGGAAGAAGAAGAAGAAGAAGAAGAAGAAGAAGACAAUGAAGACCCAACACCAACUGCAAGACAGCCUCUCUUACCUGUUGUAGUGGAAGCCCCACUUUGCUCCUCCUCUUCUUCAUCUACCAACAGCCCAGAGUGGGUAGCAGACAACCACCUCCGGAACCAGGCUACAUCCCAGAUCCAAGAGGAGCACUGCAUCCAAUUAUCGGGAAGUCCGAGAAGUCCCGCAAAGCCUCCUCGGAGCUCCCAGCCCAGGGUGAUCAAGGUAGAGCUGCACCCAAACAAUGAGAACCAGUUCUUGCAACAGUACCCGCCGUCCUCGCCUAAGCAGACCAGGUCCGGUGAAAGGAACACCCCAACAAGGAACAGGGCUCUCCCAGAUCCAGAUCCUCAACCAGAGACGGGUCUCCCAAAAGUGAGCUUAAGAAUGGAUCUGACUCCUGAUACGCCGUCAGAGGAUGAAGACUCCAGCUGGACUACUCUGUCCCAGGAGUCACCCUCACCUCAAAGUCCACAAGAGACAGAUGUUUGGGGUGAGGGGGACCUGCCCCCAGGCUGGCGGGAAAUCUCCGACUCAUCAGAGGUCUAUUUUUGGCACAUACCCACCGGCACCACUCAGUACCACCGACCCGUUGCCUCCAGCAACCAGCCCACGUGUGCCGAUGAGGAGCCGGAUGAGAAGAAUCCGCAACAGGAGACGCACGACUCGCUUAAACCGCCCAGCGAGCGUCCCAGCAGCCUCAUCUCAGAUACAAGCUCGGUUGAGCCCGUCCCCUCCCCUUCUGGCUGCUCCCCCACCUCCCUCUCCUCCACCCCCUCCAAUGAUGUCAUCUCCUCAGCAUUGAAUCUCAACAGCACCACCUGCACCGACAAUGAGCUGAAGGACUAUCCAAUCUAUCCUGACCCCAGUCUGAAGGCAUUUGAAGGGGCCACACUUCGCUAUGCUUCACUCAAACUCAACCCUGCGGCGCCUUUGGAGACCGUGGACCUCAACAAUACCUUCUCUGAUGCAGAAGCAAUGUCCUUCCCAGUGCGAUCCUUGGGCUGGGUGGAGAUGGAUGAACAAGACCUGUGCGAGGGGAGGAGCAGUGUGGCCGUCCAUCACUGCAUAAGACAACUGUCCUACUGCAGGAGAGACAUUCGGGACUCGGCUGGAGUUUGGGGGGAGGGUAAAGGGAUGCUGCUGGUGCUUCAGGACCGCAUGUUGACUCUAGUCGACCCGGACGAUCGAAGUCUUCUCCACUCUCAGCCAAUCAGCAGCAUCCGUGUGUGGGGAGUGGGCCGGGACCAUGACAGGGACUUUGCCUACGUGGCGAGGGACAAGAACACGCGGGUGCUGAAGUGUCACGUGUUCCGAUGUGAUACGCCUGCCGCAGCCAUCGCCACUAGUCUCCACGAAAUCUGCUCCAAGAUUAUGGCUGAAAGGAAAAGUGCCAAGGCUGCAUCUGGCAGCUCCUCCCAGACUGGUUCUGACGUGCCCCUGCAAGAGUUCCCCAUGCCAAAGACGGAAUUGGUGCAGAAGUUCCAUGUGCUGUACUUGGGAAUGACGUCAGUGUCUCGGCCCAUAGGUAUGGACAUCAUAAACGGCGCCAUCGACAGCCUGGUGUCCUCCACUGGUAAGGAGGACUGGACUCCUGUGAUUCUCAGCAUCGCCGACACGACUUUGGCUGUGAUUAAAGAAAAGGAGGAGGAAGAGGAAGUGCUGGUGGAGUGUCGGGUCCGUUUUUUGUCCUUCAUGGGUGUUGGGCGGGACAUCCACACGUUUGCCUUCAUCAUGGAUACAGGAAGUCAGCACUUCCAGUGUCACGUGUUUUGGUGCGACCCCAAUGCAGGAUGCGUGUCCGAAGCCGUGCAGGCAGCUUGUGUGUUGCGCUAUCAGAAGUGUCUGGUAGCGCGGCCGCCCUCGCAACGAGCCGGUUCCUCGUCUUCGCCCGCCGCCGCUGCCACCGCCGAACCGGUGAGCCGUCGAGUGACCACCAGCGUGAAGCGCGGCGUCCAGUCUCUCAUAGACACUCUGAAACCUAAGAAACAACCGUCGGAGCUCCCUCAGCAAUGACCCCCCCCCCACCACCACCCCAACUACCACCACCCUCACCAGUGAGCACAGCACCUCCCAGACCAAGCCACAGCUUUGCUGCCAUGGUAACCAGUGAUGUACUGUACAGAUAUAUAUAUGUUAGCUCACGCCAACAAAGAAUACACGAAAUGUGUUUUUUUUAACAAAUAUGACAAAAAAAAACACCAUGUUUGGACUGGAAUCGAACGCUCAUGGAACCUUUCAGCAAGGCACUAAAUUUGCUGCAUUUAAAUGUCGCAUUCCCGUUCGAUGACAGGGAAGAAAAGCUCUUGUAGUGAUUAUAAUAAUCAUCAAUGCAAAAGGAAAGUCUGUGUAGGACGAAGGCACAAAAUACGUUAAAAAAAAACGAGAGCGAUGGCUUUUUUGAUGAUGCAUGUAGUCUUGACAGUUUUAUGUUGAUGAGUUCUUGAAAUUCCGACCAUUAAAAGAGUAGUGAACACAACGCCUAGUACCGUACUGUACAUGCUCUCUGCACUUGAUUGUCAAUUGAUUCACAUUGGCACAAAAAUAAGCCCAUAAUAAUCAUUAUUAUUCCAUAAUUAUGUGUCCCGUUCUCUCUAAUCAAACGUUUAGUACAUUUUAUAUAAGUUCUUAUUUUAUUUUCGGUUGAAAAGAUCAUCGCUAAAAAGCGACACAUCACUCUGUCCUCAGGAAUCUUUUUUGCAUAUACAAAAUAUUUAUACGACGACAAGAGCUGAGACUGCGACGCCCUGCUUGUUUUUUUUUGGCUUUUUUUUGUUCGGCUUCCACGGAUAACGUGAAUAUUCCCAACAAAAAAGUCUGACGUCACCGCUUUUAAAGGGCCAGCGCGCCAGCACCUGCACUUCACUCGCUAACUGCGAAAAGCAGUCGGACUUGACACCAAAACGACAAUGAAACGCCGUCUGCCGUGUCGGGUUCAGUCAUCACACGUCAACACACGUCAACACACGUCAACACACUGUAAAAUGUUAUCUGUUGUGACAAUAAAUGCAUUAACAAAGAAGGAAAAUAAGCGGACUUUUCAUAUUUUUUAUAUUGGGGAAUUUGCUAGUGUUAUAGUAGUAUAAUAUUAAAAAAAACAAUAUUGGAAUGACUGCAUGUGUG
This is a messenger RNA of Doryrhamphus excisus (bluestripe pipefish), 4467 nucleotides long. It is a transcript of the gene apbb2a, whose product is annotated as amyloid beta (A4) precursor protein-binding, family B, member 2a. The record is from RefSeq and is a predicted model, not a curated record. Gene Ontology annotation, molecular function: amyloid-beta binding; transcription factor binding. Gene Ontology annotation, cellular component: nucleus; cytoplasm. Gene Ontology annotation, biological process: regulation of DNA-templated transcription. NCBI's taxonomy places the organism in Eukaryota, Metazoa, Chordata, Actinopteri, Syngnathiformes, Syngnathidae.